Molecule: messenger RNA, 925 nt
Organism: Daucus carota subsp. sativus
Lineage: Eukaryota; Viridiplantae; Streptophyta; Magnoliopsida; Apiales; Apiaceae
Product: 22.0 kDa heat shock protein
Exons: 1
Coding region: 175-747 (190 amino acids)
Biological process (GO): response to salt stress; protein folding; response to heat
Source: RefSeq, a predicted model, not a curated record
UCCAGGCUCAAUUUGCUUUCAAUAAAAGUCUCUCUCCACUUCAAGAAUUCAGCUGAAGACUCCAGAGCUUUCUUAACUCUAUAUAAAUCCCUCACCCUCCUGCCUUUACCAUCAGAUCAUAAGCCAAGAAAGCACUGCAAAACACAAUAUUCAAAGUUCACACCUUUUCGAGAGAUGGCGAUUUCGAGAUCUUUUCCCAUCACCCUUUUAGUCCUAUUUGCAAUAAUUUUGAUGAAGACAGAUGCAUUGGCACCCUAUGCUGGUAAGAGCCUGCUGGACAUGCUGAUGCUGCCAAUGGAAGACCCUUUCAGAAUUCUUGAACAAACUCCAAUGACAAUGCCUAAAGGACUUGUGGAAUCCGUGGCCAUGGCUCGGGCUGACUGGAAGGAGACCUCAGCAGCCCACAUCAUCUCCCUGGAGAUCCCGGGGAUCAAGAGAGAGGAUGUGAAGAUCGAGGUGGAGGAGAACCGAGUGUUGAGAGUGAGCGGGGAGCUGAAAGCAGAGGAAGAGAUUGAAGGAGAGAAAUGGCAUAGAGCGGAGAGGACUAGUGGCAAGUUCUGGAGACAGUUUAGGUUGCCUGGAAAUGCUGACUUGGAGAGAGUUUCAGCAAAUCUUGAUCAUGGGGUGUUGAAGAUUGUUGUGCCCAAGUUGGCUGAGGAGAAGAAGAAGGAGCCGAGGGUGAUUAGUAUUGCUGGAGACAGUGGAAGUUCUGGUGAGAGUGUCAAGACGUCGAAAGCCGAGCUUUAGAAGGAUCAAUACCUGUUGAUCUAGUCUCAACAUUUUGCUGUGUGUGUGUGUAGAACAGCUAGCAGAGGAAGAGCUUGUAGUUUGUGUGUGAUUGAGGUUUGCUAAUUUUGUGUCAAUAAAUGUAAGUAAUGUAAUUCGCUUAAUAGAAAUAAGUUGUAUUUCUACUCUUUCACUACAA